This is a messenger RNA of Papaver somniferum (opium poppy), 708 nucleotides long. RefSeq lists its product as uncharacterized. The transcript is spliced from 2 exons. NCBI's taxonomy places the organism in Eukaryota, Viridiplantae, Streptophyta, Magnoliopsida, Ranunculales, Papaveraceae. Gene Ontology annotation, molecular function: nucleic acid binding; RNA-DNA hybrid ribonuclease activity. The record is from RefSeq and is a predicted model, not a curated record. Bases 1 to 708 code for a protein of 235 amino acids.
AUGGUAGAGAAGGUAUUUGCAAAUUGGAUACAUACAACAUUGGAGGUCUAUGUAGAUGAUAUGUUGGUGAAGAGUAAAAAAGUUGAAGAUCAUGUUGACCACUUGAGAGAAAUCUUUGAACAGAUGCGGCAAUUCAACAUCAAGAUAAAUCCGGAAAAGUGUAUUUUUGGAGUCGCAUCGGGCAAAUUUUUAGGUUAUAUUGUAUCUAAGGAAGGAAUAGAAGUCGAUCCAGAAAAGGUACAAGUGGUUCAUGACAUGCCAUUACCCACAACUGUGAAAGAUAUCAAGUAUGAAAUAUUAUCUUCACCAAAAUCGCAAGUCAUAGCGGAUUUCUUGGCAGAGUUCUCAUUAGAAGAAGAUGCAAGUGUAGAAGAAAUCAUGGAUCGUAGGUGGGAGAUAUUGGUGGAUGGAUCAUCAAAUGGAGAAGGCAAUGGAGUCGGAAUAGUUUUCAUCUCACCAGCAGGACCAAGAAUGGCUUGCUCAUUCAGGUUGGAAUUUGCGUCCACCAAUAAUGAAACUGAAUAUGAAGCGGUGGUGCACGCGUUACGGUUGGCAAUUGAAAUGAAGUUAGACAAUGUGCGAAUAACUAGCGACUCACAAUUGGUUAUUCUCCAAAUAGAAGGAACAUAUAACACGAAUGAGCCAUCUCUACAGAAAUAUAACAAGCUUUUCGCACAGCUAUCUUCCCAGAUUCCAAAAAUAAAUUGA